Sycon ciliatum is the source of this 1253-nucleotide messenger RNA. RefSeq names its product pyridoxal phosphate homeostasis protein-like. The record is from RefSeq and is a predicted model, not a curated record. Bases 112 to 996 code for a protein of 294 amino acids. Lineage: Eukaryota; Metazoa; Porifera; Calcarea; Leucosolenida; Sycettidae. The transcript is spliced from 9 exons. Gene Ontology annotation, molecular function: pyridoxal phosphate binding. Gene Ontology annotation, cellular component: intracellular anatomical structure.
GAAAAUUAUUUUGAAAAGUUUUCAAAAAUGUGAUGUUUUUCUAUAAGUUUUGAGGUACAUGUUGUUGACUUCAUACCACUGUUCGGCUCUCGUCCUUGGUGGUGAGGUUGGAUGAAAGUACAUGUACAGUACAUCUCUCUUUUGGACUCCAGAGUUGUGCAAUUGAUUUGCGUCCAUCCAUUUUCAAUGGAGGAAGUAUCAGCAGCCGCAUGUACAUCAGUGGCUAGCAGUGCACAAGCCACAGCUGAAGUGUCAGUCGGAGACGCGUUGAAAUCAGUUCUGGAUCGGAUCCAGAGAGCCACCAAAGAGCACAAGGAUAACCGUCGGUCACUGAGCGCCCCUCAACUUGUUGCAGUGUCCAAGACCAAGCCUGUUGAGCUCAUUUUAGAGGCAUACCAGGCUGGUCAGCGUCACUUUGGUGAGAACUACGUGAAGGAGUUUGUUGAUAAAAGCCACAAUGAGAAACUUGUCAGCUUGGCACCUGAUAUCUGUUGGCACUUCAUUGGACACCUGCAAAGUAACAAAUGCAAGCAGCUGAUAGGUGCACAGGGUCUGUGCGUGGUGGAGUCGAUAAGCUCUGAGCGUCUUGCUACCACGCUGAACAAUGCGUGUGAGCGCUGCAACGAGCGGACCGAGCCGCUGCAAGUCUUUGUGCAGGUCAACACGAGUGGAGAGGAGAACAAACAUGGGUGCGCACCGCCGGAUUGCGUUGGCCUCGCUCGUCACAUCAUAGAGCACUGCGAGCAGCUGAAGUUCUGCGGCCUCAUGACCAUCGGAGCGCUGGCAAGAAGUCGAAACCAAGAUAGCAAUGCUAAUGAAGAUUUUGAGUGCUUGGUGGCAUGCAGGGAGAAGGUCAGUCAGGCGUUGAGCAUCCCAACUGACGAUAUUCAGCUCAGUAUGGGCAUGACAACGGACAUGGAGCAAGCGAUACAACACGGGAGCACCAAUGUACGCGUGGGAACGGCUAUCUUUGGAUCGCGAACAUAUUGUGAUUAACAACAACAAAUUCAUACCAAACCAUACAAAGUAGAAUCACAUAUUACUGAGCAAGAGAAAAGUGUAUGAAACACGCCAUGAAAUUGCACACUGGCAAAAGCAAAUACCUAGUUGCUGUGAAAGAGCUUGAGCAUGCAUAUUUUCAUGGCUAUUGACAGUGUUAUGUACAGCACUAUUAUUCAUGUAGCUGUCUAUACAUUGAUGAGAUCAUUCCAAUUUUUUAAACAUGGUUAAUCAAUCAGCACAGUAUAUUUUCA